This is a messenger RNA of Rotaria sp. Silwood2, 2040 nucleotides long. The record is from the annotation of a GenBank genome assembly. Lineage: Eukaryota; Metazoa; Rotifera; Eurotatoria; Philodinida; Philodinidae.
AUGCCGGUUACAACUCGUGCUGCUGCAUUACGGUCUCAGAUCGCUGAAGAAACAACAUCGUCUACGAAACCAGUAGCAACCAAUAAAACAAUUCGAAAAUGCCGAUCACAAAUAAAGCAAAAACAACUUAAGGCACAGUCACCUGAAAUUUCUACAGAAUCAGAAAAACAUUCCUCAGUUGUACAACAAUUAGCAGUUCCACAGGUUGAAUCUGAAAUUGAAAUAGAUAAUCAUCGUGAUCCUGAAAAUAAAAGAUUAAUUGAAGGAAUUGAUAUAUCAAUUGAAAGUUUAUUUAUCGAUCAAGUACUAACAUUAUCACCAACAUCUGAAAAUAAAAUAGGUGAACAACAAAUAAAUAAAAAAUUAGCAUCAUCUCAUUCUGGUGAUCAUCAAUCAACAAUUUUGUCAUCAUCACCAGUAACACCGUCUGUUAUGAAAUCACCAACAUUGACAGUAGAAAAGGUAAAAAUUGACUAUUCUCUUUUAUCAUCGGACCAGGAUGAAGAUGAUAUUUAUCCUGGUGAUUCAAAUGCUAUUAUGAAUAAAACAGUGGAAAAGGGAGAGAUUAUUAGUGGCACAUCAACUCGAGGCGGUAAAAUGAUUUUUAUGAAUGAUUAUGGAUAUUUAUUCAUGAAUGAAACACAGAAUACUGUUGGUUGGAGAUGUGCACGGAGAGAUUUAAAUUGUAAAGCAGUAAUUUAUACAUUCAAAAAUACACAAGAAUUUAGCCAUUGGAACGGACAAGUUCAUAGUCAUUUACGUGAUACAGGUUAUACUCGAAAGUAUGAGAUUUUGUCAAAAAUAAAAAGUCUUGUUAUUGAUGUAUUCAUUCCUAUCAAAGCAAUUAUCGAAGAUGAAUAUCGAAAAGCUAAAUUAACAGCAGAAGAGAAACGAGUAACGCCUCUUCCAACACAAAUCGAAUCUGGUUUAUACAAAUUGCGUCGUAAAAGGUAUCCACCAAUACCUACUGAUCAAAAGUUUAUUAUUCCAGCUGUCUAUCAAGAGACAUAUUCUAAUUCAAGAUUUUUAAUAUAUGAUAAAAGAAAAAGUUCUUAUGGUGGUCGUUUAUUAAUUUUUGCAUCAGAUGAACAAUUAAAUGUAUUGUUCCAUUCUGAAGUGCUUUUUGCUGAUGGGACAUUUAAAGUGUCCCCAACCUUGUUUGAACAACUUUAUGUUUUGCAUGGUUUACAGAACGGAGAGGUUAUGCCAGUAUGUUUUAUUCUUACAUCAAACAGAAAGUAUGAUACGUACACAGCAAUUUUCAGAUCUUUAAAACGAACUGGAUUAAAAAUGGGUUUUGAUUUAAAACCUUCGACUAUCAUAUGUGAUUUCGAACAAUCAUUCAUGAAUGCAGUAACUAAUGAGUUACCACAAACUACUGUUACCGGUUGCUGGUUCCACUUUUGUCAGUCUUGUUAUAGGAAUAUUCAGAAGCUCGGUAUGAUGAAUUUGUACGAGGCUGAUGCUGAAUCGAGAGAGUUAUUACGUGGUUUUAUGGGUCUUGCUUUACUUCCUAUUGGUCGUAUUUUUGAAGGAUAUGAAAUUCUAAAACAAAGAGUAACAAGUUCGUCUCAAAGAAAAGAAUUAAAUGCAUUUGUUUCCUACUUUGAGCAUGAAUGGAUGCACGUUUUUAAACCUUCAACGUGGUCUGUCAACAGGAAUACGUGGCGAACAAAUAAUCAUGCUGAAGCACAAAAUAAACGUAUAUUUACACGUGUUGUCCAGCCACAUCCACACUUGUGGCGAUUUAUUCAAUGCCUAAAGCAGGAGGAAAGCGUGAUAUCUCACCGCAUGGUGCAAACUGGAUUAGGAUUUUCUUCUAUUCAAGAAAAAAAAUCGACACGUAAAGCAGCUCGUAAAAGUAAACAAAUUCAAAAAUUGUUGCACUUGUUAGAGUCAAAAGCAAGAUCAUUAGAUGAUACAAUCAAGUCUUUUGCUCAUCUUGUUGGCGAACCUGUUUGUCGAGGAAGAAAGGGAAAGAAGAAAAAAAAUAAUGUUUCAACAUCAGACUUAUCAAUUCUCUCGUCAGAUGAAUAUUAA